UAACAGUUCUCUGCGUACGCCCCGAUUUCCGUCUCUUCAGCCUGGUGCUAGUACGUGACGUGAGCCCCGUUACGACGUGAGCCAUGGAGCAAUUCCAACCUAGUAGAUGGCCAUGCAAUGCAUAUACCUCUUCUCAGUCCUUCUCAGCUGCCCCUUGUCAUGAUUAGCUUAGACAGUGGCUUCUAGCCAGUCUUCGACUAAGACCUCUCUUAGACACUGCGCAGCCGCUUAUCAUCGCCAUCGUUUAUCUUCGCCGAUGGCUAAACAUCGCCGGUCGCUUGACAUCGCCAGUCGCUAAGCAUUGCCGGUCGCUUAGCGUCGCCAGCCGCUAAUUAUCGCCGGUCGCUUGGCACAGCCAGUCACUUAGCGACGCCAGCCGCUUAUAAUCACCAGCCGCUUGGCAUCGCCAGUCGCUUAGCAUCGCCAGUCGCGUAGCAUCUCCUGUCGCUUAGCGUUGUACGAUAUUUAAUUAAGUCGCCUGCGGUCGUCAAGUGGAUGCCGAAACGCCGAGGACUGUAAGAUGUGUCCAAGCCUGGAAUGACCAAAUACUCGUGACCGUACGAUGUGUCCAAGCCUGGAAUGACCAAAUACUCGUGACCGUACGAUGUGUCCAAGCCUGGAAUGACCAAAUACUCGUGACCGUACGAUGUGUCCAAGCCUGGAAUGACCAAAUACUCGUGACUGUACGAUGUGUCCAAGCCUGGAAUGACCAAAUACUCGUGACGGUACGAGGCGAUCUAGCGUAGUCCUCUCUUUCAGUUGAUGGGACAGACCAUCGCCCAACCAGAAUCUUAAGAACAUUGUUUUUUUUCCAGUCAAUACUUCGACGGAAGGAAAAAGACAGUCGACAUGAUAUCAAGACGACUGCCAGUGUCGCGACCUUUUAGAAGAAUUAGAUCACUACUCUUGUUGACUGUGGUAUGUCUAAGCGCAGCGAGCCUCGGCGCUGACGCGGCUCGUAAGAAGGGGAAGAAAAAGCCGACGGAAUCCAUCCCGGGACCUGUCGUUGCCGCCGGAACCGGACUGACGCUGACGCUGCUGCCCAACAACCGAUACGGCGCGAAAUGCCUGGACGGCAGUCCCCCAGGGUACUUUUUCCGCCCGGGCUUCGGCAGCGGCAGCAGCUCGUGGCACGUACACUUGCAGUACGGCGGGUGGUGCUACACGCUGGAGAAGUGCCAGGAACGCAGCCUGACGUGGCUCGGGUCUUCUAACGCGGAUUUGCAAAACCAGAACCCGUGGAAAUUCGCGAAUUGGGGUUACAUGGGAAUUCUGAGCAUAAAUCCCGUCACCAAUCCUCGCUUCUACAAUUGGAAUCUCGUGGUCCCGAUUUACUGCGACGGCGGGGGAUUCGCAGGCCGCGCGGGGUUCAAGAAUGUGAGCGAAACUGAAGGCGUGUAUCUGGACGGUUGGAAAAUCAUCAAAGCUGUUCUCACAGACGUGACAGACUACAAGGGGCUGAAAACCGCCUCCCAGGUGCUGUUGUCGGGGGUGUCGGCGGGCGCUGAGGCGGUGGUCACUCUGUGCGACCAGCUGCCCGCCCUCGUGCCCUCCGCCAAAACCACCAAGUGCCUCAUGGACUCGGGCUUCUUUCUUGAUGCGUUGGACAUGAACAAGCGGUCGGCGUUUCGCAAGAGGAUCCAGCUGCUGGCAGGGCUGCAUGUUUUUGUCGGCAACCCCCGAUGCAGCAGAGCCACCAAUCAAACCAAGAAGUGGAAGUGCUUCUUCCCAGAACACUCCCUCCCAUUCGUGCGAUCGCCAUUCUUCGUCGUCAACUCUCUGUUCGACGGCAAGGCCCUGAAUCUUGGUAACCAGUUACCGGAGAGUAACAACACCUUCACUUACCAAUGUCUAAGUGAAAUAAUGGCUAUGCCUAGCCUUAGGCGGUCGAUUCCAAGCACGCCACCUAACGAGCUUGCUUGGAAAAACUCGAAUAAAAAGUGCACGCUCUCAGCUACACGGGCGGUGCUUGCUUAUGCGCAGAAAAUGUGGACGGUUGUUGGUGCUAUGGAGGAUAAGAAGCUGAAGGCUUUCCUUGCUUGGUCUAGCAAGCAUGGAAUCAUGGUGGAUAGUUCGUGGGUUGGCAUGAAAGAGAAUGGCAAGGUUUUGCGUGACGUCGUAGCUGAAUGGUACUUCAAUUCAUGAGAAUGAUAUCUUGUGUGCUAGCUGUUCUCAAUUGUUCAGUUGUAAUGAGUUUGGAGCUAUGCUGCCAUGUGGAACUAGA
Closterium sp. NIES-67 is the source of this 2224-nucleotide messenger RNA. NCBI's taxonomy places the organism in Eukaryota, Viridiplantae, Streptophyta, Zygnematophyceae, Desmidiales, Closteriaceae. The record is from the annotation of a GenBank genome assembly.